Molecule: messenger RNA, 1757 nt
Organism: Lampris incognitus (smalleye Pacific opah)
Lineage: Eukaryota; Metazoa; Chordata; Actinopteri; Lampriformes; Lampridae
Product: protein C1orf43-like
Exons: 7
Coding region: 281-1042 (253 amino acids)
Biological process (GO): phagocytosis
Source: RefSeq, a predicted model, not a curated record
CUGUCAAUUUAAUCGCAAACGCUGGAAAAAUGAGUCGAUUCACUGCACGAUACGUUAUUUUGUCACCCCUGAAAUAUCGCCACAAGUCUUCAUAUCAGUUUACAGUUUUUAGCGGCAACAUAGCCCGCUGGGUUGCGCUGCAGUCGUUCCUCAAAAAUUAAACGGCUAACGUUGCCUGUGUGUUAGCUAGGCGGUUAGCCAACUUUACGUUAAGCUAACUUCACUUUAGCUGGACUUCAAAUUAGUGGAGCGCAAAGCAAACACUUCACAUGCACAGAAAAUGGCAGAGUCAUCGCCUUUAUCUGGAGUUAAUGUAGUUUUGGUCAUGGCCUAUGGGAGUUUGGUGUUCGUGUUGCUGUUCAUCUUCGUCAAGAGGCAGAUCAUGCGUUUUGCUAUGCGAUCCCGCCGGGGACCCCAUGCCCCCAUAGGGCACAACGCACCAAAGGGUCUUAGAGAAGAGAUUGAUUCACGGCUCUCCAAGGUUCAGGAAAUCUGUUUUGAACCUCGUCUCCUGUCAGAAGAUGAUGAUAGACUAAAACAAGGGUCACAAAUCAGUUGCUACAACUAUCUGUUCAGGAUGAAGGCUCUUGAUGCCAUUCGGGAUUCAGGCAUUCCGCUACAAGAGAUCAGCCGGAGUCCCAGCGCAUUUACUGGACGCAACUUCCGGAGCUGGCUGAUGGAGCUACGCAAUUCCCACUCUUUGAUCAAGAGCAGCCGCAGUGCACUCAUUGACAGCCUUCUGGAGGGUUACGAUAGUGCUCGCCAUGGGACUGGGGUAUUUGGGGAAACAGAGUUUCUGAAAUACCAGCAAGCUCUCACUGAAUUAGCUGAUGUGGUGAAGGCCUACUCCAGCACCACCAGCCUAGACCAGCAUCACCAGUCUGCCGCCAAGGACCUGACAGGCUCUCCUAUUCGCGGCGCUCCCUCAACCAUUCAGGUCACCUACCUGCCCUCCACUGGCCAGCGCAGCAAAAGGCCCAAACACUUUCUGGAGCUCAAGAGCUUCAAGGACAACUACAAUACACUAGAGAGCACCCUUUGAGAGACUGACAAUGGGGUUGAUUUUGAGACACCACUGAGACUGCUCCAAAAGAAUUUCAGACUUGGUGGAAAGACUGCAAGCAAAGCUCUGACAAUGGCAAACAAAAUCUACAUGGUUGUGUGUGUGUGUGUUCACUACUCAAGGGUUGCUUCAUACAUAUAAAAAAAAAAUUAUCCGGUUGUAAAUCUUUUUCCAAAAGGUUCUGGAGAGCCUCUUGAACAAGGUUUCCUUGUGUUGUGAAGAAUCCUUGGCCUAGUAAAACUUACCACAUUUGAAUAGGUGAAAGGAAGGCCUAUUAUUGGCAUUUGCCAGCACAUUUUCGCGAACUCUCAAAAAAGUGCUGCAGAAAAAAUAAUGCCUAAUUUUUAGAGCAAUUCAUUCUGCAGUCCCCAGAUUAUAUUUUAUGUUGUUUUUGGUCAGUCCCACAGCCCUUGUGCGUGCACAGUUUACAUUUUCAUUAUUUUGGACCUAAUGAGUUUGCUCUCGAGAAAAAAAAAAGAAAGAAAAAAAAAACAUGAAUGUAGCUCGUCUUUGGCCAGUCCUUUUCCACUGAUCAGUACAGAUUUUUGUGAAGAGAAAAUGCCUGGCUGUUGGCCUCGACAAUUUGUCUCCCUCAACUCAAAGGUGUGCAAAUAGUAAUGCAUGUUCUGAUUGUCUGUAGAUGUCAGAUUUUAUUUAUAUGGAAAAUGAAUAUUCUAAUUUAAUGAAUUUCUUU